ACGCAUCCGAAUGCCACGCUGUUUGUGUCGUGCGUAACAACCUCGCGGCGUCGCUUUCCCGUUCUCGUCGGCGUACGGUUCGCGUCCGCCCGCCGCCGAAUUAACCAGCCGGACUCACGGCCUGCUCGGCUGCCCCUUGCCACGAGUCCGACGCCGUCACCCACUAGAGGUACAUUCCGUCGCGCCGGGACGGUGAUUCCUUCCCACGCGGCGCCCUAUAAGACGGAGAGAACUAAAACACACACACCACACCACCACCUCGCCAGCACUCCUCCAGUCAUCUGAAAUCUGUUCCCGUCCUCUCGAAGCAUCCUACUCCUCCUCCUCUCGGCCCGCUCGGAUCGCGAUGGCCGCCACCGCCGUUGCUGCCGCCGCCGACACGAAGAUCGAGAAGCUUCGCGAGGCCGUCGCCAAGCUCGACGAAAUUAGCGAAAACGAGAAGGCCGGGUUCAUCAGCCUCGUGUCGCGCUACCUCAGUGGCGAUGCGGAUCAGAUCGAGUGGAGCAAGAUCCAGACCCCGACCGAUGAGGUGGUGGUGCCGUACGACACCCUAGCUCCGGCUCCCGAAGAUCUCGACGCUACGAAGGCUCUGCUCGACAAGCUCGUGGUGCUCAAGCUCAACGGUGGGCUCGGGACGACCAUGGGCUGCACUGGUCCCAAGUCUGUCAUUGAAGUUCGCAACGGGUUUACAUUUCUUGACCUUAUUGUGAUUCAAAUUGAGUCCCUGAACAAGAAGUAUGGAUGCAAUGUCCCUUUGCUUCUGAUGAACUCUUUCAACACUCAUGAUGAUACACAAAAGAUUGUUGAGAAGUACUCCAACUCCAACAUUGACAUUCACAUUUUUAAUCAGAGCCAAUAUCCCCGCAUUGUUACUGAAGACUUCUUGCCACUUCCAAGCAAAGGGCAGACAGGGAAGGAUGGCUGGUAUCCCCCAGGCCAUGGUGAUGUGUUCCCUGCUUUGAACAAUAGUGGAAAACUUGAUACCUUAUUGGCACAGGGAAAGGAGUAUGUCUUCGUCGCGAACGCAGAUAACUUGGGUGCAGUAGUUGACAUCAAGAUACUAAACCACCUGAUCCAUAACCAGAACGAGUACUGCAUGGAGGUUACCCCAAAAACAUUGGCUGAUGUUAAAGGUGGUACCCUCAUAUCAUAUGAAGGAAGGGUCCAGCUCUUGGAGAUUGCCCAAGUCCCUGAUGAGCAUGUGAAUGAAUUCAAGUCAAUCGAGAAGUUCAAGAUAUUCAAUACCAACAACUUGUGGGUGAACUUGAAGGCAGUCAAGAGGCUUGUAGAAGCUGACAAACUCAAGAUGGAAAUCAUUCCCAACCCUAAGGAAGUUGAUGGUGUGAAAGUCCUACAACUCGAAACUGCAGCUGGGGCCGCGAUACGGUUCUUCGAGAAAGCAAUCGGUGCUAACGUUCCCCGCUCAAGGUUUCUGCCUGUGAAGGCUACAUCUGAUUUGUUGCUUGUGCAGUCUGAUCUUUAUACCUUGGUUGAUGGCUACGUCAUCCGCAACCCUGCUAGAGUCAAGCCAUCAAACCCUUCAAUUGAGCUUGGUCCUGAGUUCAAAAAGGUUGCUAACUUCCUUGCCCGAUUCAAAUCGAUCCCAAGCAUUGUUGAGCUUGACAGCUUGAAGGUCUCUGGUGAUGUCUUGUUUGGCUCUGGCGUAAUCCUCAAGGGCAAGGUGACCAUCACUGCGAAGCCUGGAGUCAAGCUGGAGAUUCCAGACGGAGCUGUGCUUGAGAACAAGGACAUCAACGGCCCAGAGGAUCUUUGAGCAAUGCUCACCACCACCAAGACCAUCAUCGCACAAACCUUAUGGACGUCCAUCGCCGAGUUAAAUGUGUUGUAAUUUUCGUGUGCAUUCCGCGGUGGGGUGGUCCUUUGAGAGCCCCGUUACAGAAUAAUUGUUAACCUGUUGGUGACCUGUGUUCUUCCCUUGGUGUGCAAGGGACGUAAACAUUUUUCGAUUAAGUGGUGCCAUAGUUUUCCAUGCCAUGCCCCUA
Molecule: messenger RNA, 2003 nt
Organism: Brachypodium distachyon (stiff brome)
Lineage: Eukaryota; Viridiplantae; Streptophyta; Magnoliopsida; Poales; Poaceae
Product: UTP--glucose-1-phosphate uridylyltransferase
Exons: 21
Coding region: 347-1774 (475 amino acids)
Biological process (GO): glycogen metabolic process; UDP-alpha-D-glucose metabolic process
Cellular component (GO): cytoplasm
Molecular function (GO): UTP:glucose-1-phosphate uridylyltransferase activity
Source: RefSeq, a predicted model, not a curated record